GAUCGUAUUAGUCUCUAAUUGCAGAGAAUUUUCCAAAUUCCGAUCGUGUCUCCGGCGAAGGUCGAAGCCUAAUCCGAUUCUUCAUCGCCGGAUGCUGAAUUUCAACGCGCCGUCGUCGGUAGAGAUGGUGUUAGCGGAGUUAGGGGGGAGCAUCUCGCAUGCUCUCCAGCAGAUGAGCAACGCGACGGUCGUCGACCAGAAGGCUCUCAACGAUUGCCUGAACGAGAUCGCCCGCGCUCUUCUCCAAUCGGAUGUUCAAUUCAGGCUUGUCGGCGAUAUGCAGGCUAACGUCAAGCGGCUCGUCAACCUCGACGACCUUGCCGCCAGACAUAACAAGCGCAAGAUCAUCCAACAGGCUGUGUUUAAAGAGCUUUGCAAGAUUUUGGAUCCUGGAAAACCCUCAUUCACUCCAAAGAAAGGGAAGACUAGUGUUGUCAUGUUUGUAGGCUUGCAAGGUUCUGGGAAAACUCCAUGUAAUGUGGUGAGUUUUGCGUCAUCUCACCGAAGCAUGUCUCUUACCGUAAGGGGUCAUCUCACUGGAGUCAAGACUGGUGAAGAGAAUGCUCGUGACAAUGAUGAAGAUGAUGAUAUGGUCAAUGCUUGAGGACAUGGACCUUAUGUUAUGACUUU
Molecule: messenger RNA, 630 nt
Organism: Cuscuta campestris
Lineage: Eukaryota; Viridiplantae; Streptophyta; Magnoliopsida; Solanales; Convolvulaceae
Source: the annotation of a GenBank genome assembly